This is a messenger RNA of Puccinia graminis f. sp. tritici CRL 75-36-700-3, 1370 nucleotides long. RefSeq lists its product as uncharacterized. The transcript is spliced from 2 exons. The coding region runs from base 1 to 1104 and encodes 367 amino acids. The record is from RefSeq and is a predicted model, not a curated record. NCBI's taxonomy places the organism in Eukaryota, Fungi, Basidiomycota, Pucciniomycetes, Pucciniales, Pucciniaceae.
AUGUUGGACGCCUUCACGCGAUAUUCAAGAUCAAAGUUGAUCAGACGGGACUCAGGCUCAUCAACCCAUGGUAGUGGAACUCUCAAAGCACAACUAAGUCGACGAAUCAGUUCUGAUGAGCCGGGGAGGACAUUGGAAAGCCCUGAACCUAGCAUCGCUACCGGCAGUAGCGCUGGAAGCUUCUUAUCCAGUCACAGCGGAGACAGUCAGCCAAGUGGGCCUUCCUUGAAGCAAACCUUGGUCAAAUUUCGUCAACAGCGACUGCGCCCUCUGAGCAUACUUGCCGGGAAUCCAAAGCUCGUACGGAACCGCCGGCCUUCUCAUUCUCGCGAGUCGGAAGAAUCAACGGAUUCUGGGCAGUUUCAAGUAGGAGCCAUGGGUCGCAUCCUAUCAAGCGACGAACAUAGCUCACACUUCAUACCCAGAGCAGCGCUUGAACAGGGCGGCGAUUAUGUUAUAGUCCAUUCCGAAUAUGCGCAAGCCCUUCCAAACAAUCUGCAACCCCACGCUUCGAUGCCUGAGAUUUCUUCGAACAAGAAACCGUGGAGCUACAAUCUCGAAAGUCUACCGUGUGGGAUACGCCCAUCGGAGAAGUUAGUGGUCGAGGAAGAAAGUGACGGUUCGUUAGAUGAUGAGAUGCUCGAUACGCUAUGUACGCUCCGUUAUACGAUUCAGCAGAUAAAAGACCAUCGAAGACAAUCCCCAAAAUCAAACCCACUUGUCAAAUGUGACUCUUUACCAACGUUCGGCUUGACCUCAACCGGACAUCAGAACUUGUUACGGACCCUUUCAGUACCUUCUCGGUUCAUCGAGGACAAGGCGGCAUCUUUCGACUUGAUGAACGGCUCAGGUUUACCAUACUGUUUAGUCUCGCCUGCACAUCUUCUCAAUCAGUUGCCAUCAAUACAUGCAGGUAACCACUCGACACCAGCUUCUCGUGAUUUACCAAAUCCGGGAAUGAUUGAAAACGAAGACGAAGGCGACGACACUUCUUUUUGCACGUUGCCUGAAGAAGAACCUGACUACCAAUCUGGCCCAUAUGUCCUUCCUAUAUGGCCAAAUCUACCGUCUGCAUUACAGCCAGCUUUUGAUCCUAAGUGUUGAAAUGAUCUUGUGGCUAUCGUCAUGUCUACAAGCUAUGCUUUGUUUGUAUUUCAUUCAAGGUCAAAUAAUUAUCCUGCUGGCCAAGAUGUGACCAGGGAAUGCAUGGUUAUAAAUAAGUAAUAGUUUUUAUGCAGAAGUAAAAAUGACACUGUGGAUUCAAUGUUUGUUUAUCAUUGCUUUAGUAGUAAUUGGAUUGGGUUAUCAAGGAGUAAUAAAAAAAGUUAGCUACUAGAGAAAUAUUUGAAGUCCUUUUGGAGGAAUUGGAA